Dovyalis caffra is the source of this 2472-nucleotide messenger RNA. The record is from the annotation of a GenBank genome assembly. Lineage: Eukaryota; Viridiplantae; Streptophyta; Magnoliopsida; Malpighiales; Salicaceae.
AUGUCAAAAUGCAGAACAACAAUCGGACAACUAAGGCAUUCAUGUUUUGGAUUCUCAGUGAAAACCCCAAAACCAAAUCUCACAGUGCACCACACAAGAAUCCCUCUAUCAACAUCACCACCACCACCAUCAUCAUACCAAAUGGGAAACAUACUCCUGAUGGCUUAUCUAACCAAGACCCUCUCCGAAUCCGGCACUCGCAAUCUGGACCCAGAUUCCAUUCCUCUCUCAGACUCUCUGGUACUCCAAAUCCUACGCAAAAACUCACUUGACACCUCUAAGAAAAUGGAUUUUUUCAAAUGGUGUUCUCUCAGGAAUAAUUUCAAACACUCCGUGAGCACAUACUCUCAAAUGUUUGUCACUUUGUGCCGUUCUGGGUACCUUGAAGAAGUUCCUAAUUUGCUAAAUUCAAUGAAGAAUGAUGGUGUUGUUGUUGGGUCUGAAACUUUUAAGUUCUUGCUUGAUGCAUUUAUUCGACUCGGGAAGUUUGACGCUGCACUUGACAUUCUUGAUCACAUGGAAGAACUGGGGACUAACCCGAACCCUCAUAUGUAUGAUUCUAUUAUCGUUGCACUUGCUAAGAAAAACCAGGUGGGUUUGGCAUUGUCUAUAUUGUUGAAGCUUCUAGAAGCCUCUGGUGGUAAUAAAGGGAAUGCUCUUGGUGUUUCACUUCCGGGCUCCAUUGCAUGCAAUGCAUUGUUGGUUGCGCUUAGAAAGGGAGAUAUGAAAGUAGAAUUCAAAACGGUUUUUGAUAGAUUGAGGGAGAAAGAGGGGUUUGAGUUGAAUACAUGGGGUUACAACAUCUGCAUUCACGCUUUUGGUUGUUGGGGUGAUCUGACUACUUCUUUGAGGCUUUUUAAAGAGAUGAAGGAAAAGAGUUCAGCUUCGGGGUCAUUUGAUCCUGAUUUGUGCACCUAUAAUAGCAUGAUUCAUGUGUUGUGCUUGGUUGGGAAGGUGAAGGAUGCAGUGAUCGUGUAUGAGGAAUUAAAGCUGUCUGGUCAUGAGCCUGAUGCCUUUACUUACCGAAUUCUCAUUCAAGGGUGCUGUAAAUCUUAUCAAAUGGAUGAUGCAACAAAGAUUUUUAGUGAAAUGCAGUACAAUGGGUUCCUUCCAAAUACCGUAGUGUACAAUUCUCUUUUAGAUGGGAUGUUCAAAGCAAGGAAAGUUAUGGAAGCAUGCCAGUUGUUUGAGAAGAUGGUUCAGGAUGGAGUAAGGGCCUCAUGCUGGACGUACAAUAUUCUGAUUGAUGGGUUGUGCAAGAAUGGCAGGGCUGAGGCUGGUUACAAUUUAUUUUGUGACUUGAAAAAGAAGGGUCAAUUUGUGGAUGCUGUUACCUACAGCAUUGUUGUGUUGCUACUUUGUAGGGAAGGUCAUCUUGAGGAAGCACUGCACGUAGUGGAAGAAAUGGAGGAAAGAGGCUUUGUUGUUGACCUAAUUACUAUAACAUCGCUCUUGAUUGCGUUUCAUAAACAGGGUAGGUGGGAUUUCACUGAGAGGUUGAUGAAGCUCGUAAGGGAUGGUAAUCUAGUACCAAAUGUUCUCAAAUGGAAGGCAGAUAUGGAGGCUUCAUUGAAGGAUCCACAGAGCAGAAGAGAGGAUUAUACUCCACUGUUUCCAUCUAAAGGUGGCCUCCAGAAAAUUAUGAGUUUAAUAAGUUCCCCCAACUCGGGUUCAGAUGAUGGAGCAACUAAGGAUGAGAAGAGUUCAGCAGCUGACAUUGAUCAGUGGUCAUCAUCUCCAUAUAUGGAUCAUUUGGCCAAUCAAGCGAAGUCCACUGACCUUUCUUCUCAGCUAUAUUCACUGGUUCGGGGCCAGAGAGUUCGAGAUAAAGGGGCAGACUCUUUUGAUAUUGAUAUGGUGAAUACCUUCUUGUCUGUAUUUUUGGCCAAGGGAAAGCUGAGCUUGGCCUGCAAGUUGUUUGAGAUAUUCACUGAUAUGGGUGUGGAUCCUGUGAGUUACACUUACAAUUCCAUCAUGAGUUCUUUUGUGAAGAAGGGUUAUUUCAACAAGGCAUGGGAUGUUUUUAAUGAAAUGGGUGAAAAGGUUUGCCCAGCAGACAUUGGAACCUACAAUGUGGUGAUUCAAGGGUUGGGGAAAAUGGGGAGAGCAGACCUAGCCAGCUCCGUUCUAGAUAACCUAAUGAAGCAAGGUGGUUACAUUGACAUUGUUAUGUAUAACACCUUAAUUAAUGCACUGGGAAAGGCUGGUAGGAUUGAUGAAGCUAACAAGCUUUUUGAACAUAUGAAGUCUAAUGGAUUAAAUCCUGAUGUGGUCACUUAUAAUACUAUGAUUGAAGUUCAUAGCAAGGCAGGUCAGUUGAAAGACGCAUAUAAGUUCUUAAAAAUGAUGUUGGACGCAGGCUGCUUGCCAAACCAUGUCACAGACACCACUUUGGACUUUCUAGCAAAAGAGAUUGAGAAACUAAGGUACCAAAAGGCAUCAAUUAUGCGCCAAAAGGAUGAUUCUCCUUGA